CUCUCUCCCGUCCCCAUCUUCAUCUUCAUCACAUCCCUUCUUUAAAGACUCAUAAUCUUCAAGAUACCAAACACCGCAAUCAUGUCUGUCCCCGCCUUCUCCGACAUUGCCAAGCCGGCCAACGAUCUCCUCAACAAGGAUUUCUACCACCUCUCUGCCACCACCUUCGAGUUCAAGGACACCGCCCCCAAUGGCGUUGCCUUCAAGGUCACUGGCAAGUCCAGCCAUGAGAAGGCCACCUCUGCUGCUAUUGAGGGAAAAUACACCGACAAGCCUACCGGCCUGACCCUUACCCAGACCUGGAACACCGCCAACGCUCUCGACACCAAGAUCGAGGUCGCCGACUCCCUCGCCAAGGGUCUCAAGCUUGAGGGUCUCUUCAACUUCCUCCCUGCCACCGCCGCUAAGGGUGCCAAGUUCAACCUCCACUUCAAGCAGCCCGGUUUCCACGGCCGUGCUUUCUUCGAUCUCCUCAAGGGCCCCGUCGCCAACGUCGAUGCCGUUGUCGGCCACGAGGGUUUCCUGGCUGGUGCUUCCGCUGGCUACGAUGCUAACAAGGCUGCUCUGACUGCUUACAGCGCCGCUGUUGGCUACGCUGCUCCCCAGUACAGCGCUGCCAUUACCGCUUCUGACAACCUCAGCGUCUUCGCUGCUUCUUACUACCACAAGGUCAACUCCCAGGUUGAGGCUGGUGCCAAGGCUACCUGGAACUCCAAGACCGGCAACGCUGUCGGUCUUGAGGUCGCCAGCAAGUACCGCAUCGACCCCGUCUCUUUCACCAAGGUCAAGAUCAACGACCGCGGUAUUGCUGCCCUUGCUUACAACGUUCUCCUCCGUGAGGGUGUCACCCUGGGUCUCGGUGGCUCUUUCGACACCCAGAAGCUCGACCAGGCUACCCACAAGCUCGGUGCCAGCUUCACCUUCGAGGGUUAAACUGCUUCUAAAAAAUGCCUCUAUUCAGCUUCUAGCAUAAAUUUGCGCUAGAAUAUUCCGCUCUAGAGUUGUCCCACCCUAAACAGCUCAUGUACCUUACAGGCUUGCAUUGCGGUGGUCCUUAAGGAUGUAGAUUAUCUCAAAUAAAAAAUCCCGAAGAUCUUUGCCAUGUCUUGAUGCCUCUUUAUGUCCGUGAAGCCUCUCUCUAGAUAUUUGCGCAGGGCGCUCCGCCCUGCCCAUGAAGAACUCAUCGCCCAUCAGUCGUGAAACUUCAGUACUGCCGUUUAAACGUCUUUCAUACCAUAUAUCCUUUCUACUGGCGCUCUAAAAGAAAAAUACCAGGUUCCGGCUGUUUCCCCACCUUAAUCUAAACUUUCUCCUUCUUUUGCUGUCCAAUGCUCAUGAAUUGAAUAUAUAUGAGAGGGGCCAAUAUCGUCGUUGCCAGAAUGCCCGAUAUAAUGAUGAAAUGUCCAGUGAUGGACGUUUGCGGCUCGAAUUCGACAUCGUCAUCACCCAUAGCUCGCUUCUGCCAUCGACUUUUACGCCGCUCGUCCUCCCGUUGAUGUGUUCGCGUAUGGCCUGCUUUGUCAAAGUGAGGGACAUCGUUCUGGUGUCCAAAAGGGUCGCCGCCUGGUCCCAUUCCUCCAUGAGCAGAAGCCUCAGGUUUAAAAGGGUCACCCCAGGGACUCUGGUUACGACUGUGUGAUGCUCCUUGUUCUUGCGACGAUGCGCCGCCACCGGUGCUCUCUUCAUGCGCCUUGCGACGUUUGUCCGCCUGGUCUCCCCAGCCUCCGCUGCGGUAGAAACUAGGUGGCGGGCCGCGAAAGGUACCUCUCCUGCGGCUUAGACCUGAAGGUGCGCGUCCGCCAGCCUGGUGGGAAUGGUAAGAACCACGCUGAGUGGCCGUUUGUGGUGGGUGAUGGUGCAGACGCAGGACAUCACGAUCGUAGGCCG
Fusarium graminearum PH-1 is the source of this 1887-nucleotide messenger RNA. RefSeq lists its product as uncharacterized. NCBI's taxonomy places the organism in Eukaryota, Fungi, Ascomycota, Sordariomycetes, Hypocreales, Nectriaceae. Gene Ontology annotation, biological process: monoatomic anion transmembrane transport. Bases 82 to 933 code for a protein of 283 amino acids. The record is from RefSeq and is a predicted model, not a curated record. Gene Ontology annotation, molecular function: voltage-gated monoatomic anion channel activity. The transcript has 5 exons. Gene Ontology annotation, cellular component: mitochondrial outer membrane.